Arabidopsis arenosa is the source of this 946-nucleotide messenger RNA. The record is from the annotation of a GenBank genome assembly. NCBI's taxonomy places the organism in Eukaryota, Viridiplantae, Streptophyta, Magnoliopsida, Brassicales, Brassicaceae.
GGCCUCGAGCACUGUACACGCGCGAAACUCGUCUUCGGUCACACGUUGCACGCUCCUGCACGCACCUUUUCGAUAUCACAUUCGGAUCCGAUUUGUUCACCCGCCGGAGGUCCACCGCAUCAUCUCUAAACGGCUCUGGCGAAGAAGGAUCGGCGCUACUACUGGAGGACGAUAGGCUGUUUACUUUUACAAAUAACGGAGAAAUUUCCCAAGCGAAAGGUUUCAUUUUUGAGCUCCACGUUGAACGAACUAAACGGUUUCUCGGAUCUCACUCUUGCUUCCUCUCGACCCAGUGCAAUGGAGAAAACAGACGAAGAGAGGAAGAAGGCUCAGAUGCUGGACGCUCGGGCCAGAAACAUUAGCCACAAUGUUCGCUGCACUGAGUGUGGAAGUCAGUCCAUUGAAGAUUCACAGGCAGAUAUCGCUAUUCUCCUUAGACAGUUGAUCCGCGAUGAGAUAGGAGCUGGAAAAACGGACAAAGAGAUCUACAAUAAGCUGGAGGAUGAGUUUGGGGAGACAGUGCUUUAUGCCCCAAAAUUUGAUUUGCAGACCGCGGCCUUGUGGCUCACACCGGUUAUAAUUGCUGGAGGUACCGCUGCAGGGUUGGUUUACCAGAAGCACAGGCAAAGGAAAAAUGUAGACAUCAUGGCGUUGAACCUUAUUAGAGGUGUCCCAUUGACUCCAAAAGAGAGAGUUACCAUUCUUGAUGUUCUUAUUCCACCUUCCCCUCCGCCUCAGGGACUUGCUUCCCGAUUGAGAAGAUGGCUAAACCGUUAGUUCCCAUGUCUCCCUAGCUCUCUUGUUCUUGGCUCAAAUCUUAUCUUGUUAGCCAAAUAAACAAUGUGUUUAAGGAGUGAGUACACAUUGAUUGUCUAGGAGAAACAGAUAGGGACUGCUUUGCAUCCAUUACAAGCAAUUUUCUUUCCUAUAAAGUUGGAAAAUGGAU